GUUUGCCCGACUCAGUCCCGUCAGUAUCACGCAACAUGAGCCUUCUCGUAUCUGCUUUCCGGCACGGUUUCCGCCGUUUACCGCGGUGUACCAGUGUUAUUCACCGUUCUGAUCCCAUUGCAAUUCAACAAGCCCUUCCCGCGCUCAAAACCGUCGAUUACCCGGUCAAGUAUGAUUCUCAGAGACACCUCAGCUCAAUGAAUCCGAAUGACUUCAUUGCGGUUUCGCUGAUUGAUUCCGUUACAUUCGAAACGGUUUGCUCCGACACUCUGGAAUCCCUGUGCGACUAUUUCGAGCACCUGGUGGAAGAGGCAAGCUUUCUCAAAUCGGCCGAUAUUACUUAUGGGGACGGAGUGCUUACGGUAAACUUCGGGAAUCCCUACGGGACGUACGUUAUUAACCGGCAAUCGCCAAACAGGCAGAUCUGGCUGAGCUCCCCGAAAAGUGGUCCCAAGCGGUACGACUUCAUUCCGGACAAAUCCAAGGUCAACGAAGGAUUUUGGCUGUACAAACACGACGGCGUUUCGCUGCAUGAGCUUCUCCAGAAAGAAAUCGCUGAAAUAGUGCGGACGGAAGUGGAUUUCCUGUCGCUUCCGCACAGCACCCGGGUCGAUCAUUGAGGGAGUUCAAAGAUUGAGUAUGACAUUAGCUAUAUUUUCACAUGUCAGAUACAACAAAGUUGAUGCACUGAUGAAAUAACUGGUUUUCAUUAGUAUA
This is a messenger RNA of Aedes albopictus (Asian tiger mosquito), 717 nucleotides long. It is a transcript of the gene fh, whose product is annotated as frataxin homolog, mitochondrial. Gene Ontology annotation, biological process: intracellular iron ion homeostasis; iron incorporation into metallo-sulfur cluster. NCBI's taxonomy places the organism in Eukaryota, Metazoa, Arthropoda, Insecta, Diptera, Culicidae. Gene Ontology annotation, cellular component: mitochondrion. Bases 36 to 620 code for a protein of 194 amino acids. The transcript is spliced from 2 exons. Gene Ontology annotation, molecular function: ferric iron binding; ferrous iron binding; 2 iron, 2 sulfur cluster binding. The record is from RefSeq and is a predicted model, not a curated record.